Molecule: messenger RNA, 291 nt
Organism: Colletotrichum spaethianum
Lineage: Eukaryota; Fungi; Ascomycota; Sordariomycetes; Glomerellales; Glomerellaceae
Exons: 1
Coding region: 1-291 (96 amino acids)
Source: RefSeq, a predicted model, not a curated record
AUGGGCAGGCACAACCUUGCUCUCUGUAUGCUGGCUAUGAAUGAGCUUCGAAAGUACUACAUAUCUGCAGAGGCAUCGUACAAGCUUUUUGAAACAGCAAUUGACAAGAUCGAGCACCCAACACUGUACGAAGAGUACCAGCAGUCUCCUGUGGCCCUGACACCAGAUAACAGUGCAUUUACAAGCUGGCCCGACGGGUACGGUCUGGAGACCGCGGGGAUCAUCUCGGACGUGUGGAGUCCGCUGCCAAACGCAUACACAGACAACACCUCGCUUUCUGGAACUCAGUGA